Acaulospora morrowiae is the source of this 150-nucleotide messenger RNA. NCBI's taxonomy places the organism in Eukaryota, Fungi, Glomeromycota, Glomeromycetes, Diversisporales, Acaulosporaceae. The record is from the annotation of a GenBank genome assembly.
GCGAUUAAAACUCUUAUGGCAGACGUAGAUUAUAAUCUGAAUUCCAAAAAUCGGGACCGUUUUACACAGAAUCUUGGAACCUUUAAGCGAGAAUUAACAAAUGAAAAUGUCAUAUUAAUCUUACCGCCUAUGGAUCUCAAGCUGAUGUGA